CCCAAGUGCAAGGCAAGCCCAUCGUCGCAGAUUCGAGGGACAGAAAAAUCCAAGAUGAAGAGAUCGAUGCUGCUUUCAACGCUGACGCUCGGCCUCGUUGGCCUGGCCGGCUCUGCGCUCGCAGCCAAGGAGCCGCCAACGACCCUACAGAUUGGAGUUACGCAACGGGUGCCAGAUGCCGAGUGCAAGAUCAAAUCGCAGAACGGUGACAAGCUCUCAAUGCACUACACUGGCAAACUUUGGGACGGGAAGCAGUUUGACUCGUCCGUCGGGCGCGGGCCAUUUGACUUCGUUAUUGGAAGCGGACAAGUCAUCAAAGGCUGGGAGCAAGGCUUGCUGGACAUGUGCAUCGGCGAGAAGCGGAAGCUCAAAAUUCCCCCGCACCUUGGAUACGGUGACCGUGGAGCUGGCGGAGCCAUUCCCGGCGGAGCCACCUUGGUUUUUGACGUCGAGCUUCUCGACAUUCUCGGCCCUCGCGCUGCGGCACUCAAGGAAAGCCACAGCAAGGACGAGCUUUGAUUGUAUGCCCCAGAGGCGACCCGAUGAUCCUAGAUUAUUGACAAGCAUGUACAAUGCGCCUGGACCAUACAACGAAUGCGCCAACCCGGCUAUUGUUCAAGGGCGCGACUCUAGCUUGACGCGCGGUGUCGUUUCAUAUUCCGUCUUGAAAGAUGUUUCUGCCUUCGCAGUGCCGCUUGCGGCGCUUUCCACUGGCGUCGGCGCAAGGUACAGGUCCAAAUGCAUGCGAACCAGCGUCGCAGCUCUGACCCGGUCGACCGGUACGCUCGCAAGUGCGUGUCGCAGCGCCACGGCUGUUCCCGAGCAAGUUGCACCGUAGCAUGCGAUGUAGUCCGCAUCGUUCUUCUCGUACCCGCGGCCCAACAACUGAUGAUGUACCAGCUUCUUGAUCGUUGUCCUGUUCUUCUGCUCCAUGGUGUUGUAGGCGCUAGUGACAGGCAUGGUGCCCGCU
Tilletiaria anomala UBC 951 is the source of this 970-nucleotide messenger RNA. RefSeq lists its product as uncharacterized. The record is from RefSeq and is a predicted model, not a curated record. Gene Ontology annotation, biological process: protein peptidyl-prolyl isomerization. The coding region runs from base 55 to 519 and encodes 154 amino acids. The transcript has 7 exons. Lineage: Eukaryota; Fungi; Basidiomycota; Exobasidiomycetes; Georgefischeriales; Tilletiariaceae. Gene Ontology annotation, molecular function: peptidyl-prolyl cis-trans isomerase activity.